AUGGUCGUCGACACGGCCUACUACGACACCCUCGGCGUCUCGCCGCAGGCCACUGAGCUUGAGAUCAAAAAGGCCUACCGCAAGAUGGCCAUUGUCCACCACCCAGAUAAGAACCCAAACGAUCCGACAGCACACGAAAAGUUCCAGGCCAUCGGCGAAGCCUACCAGGUUCUCUCCGACGCGGAUCUGCGAAAAGCCUACGAUAAGUAUGGAAAGGACCACGCGAAGCCGCAAGAGGGCUUCGUCGAUCCGGCCGAGUUCUUCUCCGCCAUUUUUGGCGGCGAGGCGUUUGUCGACUGGAUUGGUGAGAUUAGCCUGAUGAAGGAUCUGGCGGCCACCAUGGAUAUCGCCAUGGAGGGAGAGGAAGAGGGAGAGGCUCCGCCAGCAGCAGAGGACGAAGAAUUCCCCGGAACAGCCGAGGCGAUGAAGGAGAGUAUGAAGGAGAACCCUGCCGCAUCUACAGCCUCUGCGUCUGCAUCUGCGCCGCCGCCGCCUACAGUGGUUGUGGAUGAGGAGAAGACGCCUGCGGGCUCUGCCACUGCGACGCCCCCACCAGCUCGAUCCCACGCGACGUCUCCAGCCCCGUCUGUUGGCUCCCGGAGACAGAUCCCUAUUCGACCGGCUCUUAUGGAUAAGGCUUACGACGAAUCGGCAGAGAAGGAGAUGGAGCAGGCAGACGAUGACCUCAAGGGCAAGGGGCGCAAGAAGGGCGGUAUGAGCAAGGAGCAGCGCGAUAAGCUGCUGGCUUACGAAAAGGAGCGUGCUCGCGUUCGUCAAGAGCGCGUGGAGCAGCUGUCGAAGAAGUUACUGGACCGGGUCAGCGUAUGGGCUGAGACCGACAAGAGCGCCGAUGUGACAAGGGCUUUCCAGGAGAAGAUGCGACUCGAGGUGGAGAAUCUCAAGAUGGAGUCUUUUGGUAUUGAUAUCCUCCACGCCAUCGGCCAGACCUACGUGUCCAAGGCCUCUACCCUUUUGCGCAGCCAAAAGUUCCUUGGCAUUGGCGGCUUCUUCAGCAAGCUCAAGGACAAGGGCACACUGGUCAAGGAUACCUGGAACACCAUCAGCAGCGCUAUUGAUGCGCAGCAGACGGUGGAAGACAUGGCCAAGAUGGAGGAGCGGGGCGGCGAGGACUGGACGGACGAGAAGCGCGUCGAGUACGAGCGCCGUGUUACGGGCAAGAUCCUGACGGCCGCGUGGAGGGGCAGCAGGUUUGAGAUUCAGGGCGUGUUGCGCGAGGUGUGUGACUCGGUUUUGAACGACAAGAAGGUUCCGCUGUCGAAGCGAUUGGAGCGAGCGCAGGCGCUUAUUCUGAUUGGCGAGGUCUUCCUCAAGGCCGAGCGAUCCCCCGAAGAAGAGGGCGACUAUCUGCUCUUCGAGCAGCUUGUUGCCGAGGCAGCCAUCAAGAAGGACAAGCACGAAGACAAACACAAGCAUAAGAAG
Molecule: messenger RNA, 1440 nt
Organism: Trichoderma atroviride IMI 206040
Lineage: Eukaryota; Fungi; Ascomycota; Sordariomycetes; Hypocreales; Hypocreaceae
Biological process (GO): protein import into peroxisome matrix
Cellular component (GO): cytosol
Source: RefSeq, a predicted model, not a curated record